Messenger RNA from Vicia faba (fava bean), 2514 nucleotides. Lineage: Eukaryota; Viridiplantae; Streptophyta; Magnoliopsida; Fabales; Fabaceae. The record is from the annotation of a GenBank genome assembly.
AUGGAGGGGUUUGCGAUCGUGUUGGUUCUGUGGCAGAAGGGUAUUUGUCAGCAUCGCGUGUUGUUUCUGGUGCAUUGUGGACUCGCGGCUGCGAUCGGAGCGGAAGGCUGGAGUCUCAAGUCUGCGCGAUUUGGAGUGUGGAGAGAUGAUUUUACAUGUCUCCAGCAAUUGGUGCACAUCAAUGAUGCAACAGCAGUGCUUUCACUCCUCCAACCAGCACCAGAAACCUUUGAGUUGUUUGAUGAUCUUAUAUUGAUGGCAGAGGGGAAGAUAGUAUACCAUGGCCCCUGCAGUCAAGCAUUCCAGUUCUUUAAGGAUUGCGGUUUCUGGUGCCCUGAAAGAAAAGGAGUGGCAGACUUUCUUCAAGAGGUAACCUCUAAGAAGGAUCAAAGGCAAUACUGCAAGUACUCCUUAGGAAAAUGGGAUUUGUUUGAAGCUUGUAUGAAGAGGGAGAUUCUUCUCAUGAAACGAAACUCGUUUAUCUAUAUAUUCAAAACUGUGCAGCUUACAAUCACUGCAAUCAUAACAAUGACAGUCUUUUUGCGCACACAACUUGACGUGGACUUGUUAGGAUCAAACUAUUUAUUAGGUUCACUGUACUAUACACUUAAAGCAUUCUAUCUCUAUCCAGCUUGGGCUUACUGUCUUCCAGCUGCCAUACUAAAGAUUCCAUUUUCAGUCCUUGAUUCUCUUGUUUGGACAUCAAUAACAUAUUAUGUUAUAGGCUACAACCCAGAAAUAACAAGGUUCCUCCUCCAGUUCCUUUUGCUUAUCGCUCUGCACAUGUCAUCAACCUCUAUGUGUCGUUCCCUUGCUGCCGUUUUUAAAACUGAUGUUGCAGCUACAACUGUUGGUUCUUUGGUCUUAGUACUCAUGUUCUUGUUUGGAGGCUUUAUUCUUCCUCGACCAUCAUUACCAAAGUGGUUGAGGUGGGGUUUUUGGCUUUCUCCCAUGUCAUAUGGGGAAAUAGGAAUAACACUCAAUGAAUUUCUUGCUCCUCGCUGGAAAAAGAUUCAAGAGGGAAACAUCACCGUUGGAAGAGAGGUUCUCAAGAGUCGUGGUUUAGACUUUGAUAGCAACUUUUUCUGGAUAUCAAUUGCAGCAUUACUUGGUUUCGCAGUAGUAUUUGAUAUCCUAUUUGUAGUAGCAUUAACUUACUUAAAAGAGCCAAAGCAAUCUCGAGCUUUAGUUUCGAAAAAGAGGCUGCCUCAACUAAAAGGAGGAGAAAGAAGCAAUGAAGUGGAAUUAAAAAAUAAGUCAGUAGCAGUUGAUAUUACCCACACAUCGAAGGAAGCUCAAAGCACAGGGAAAAUGGUCUUGCCCUUUUUGCCACUGUCAAUAGCAUUUAAGGAUGUCCAGUAUUUUGUUGACACUCCUCCGGCCAGGAAUCCUUACUGCUUUGAUGAGAGUCAGUGGAGAAGGAAAGACAACACUCAUGGACGUUACUGUGAGCAGAACGACAUACAUUCUCCAUAUAUAACAUUUGAAGAAUCUGUUCGAUACUCAGCUUGGUUGCGGUUGCCAAGCGAGAUUGAUUCAGCUACAAAAGGGAAAUUUGUUGAAGAAGUCCUUGAAACAAUUGAACUUGAUGAUAUAAAGGAUAACUUAGUUGGUAUCGCUGGUCAAAGUGGCUUAUCUACCGAGCAACGUAAAAGGCUAACUAUAGCAGUAGAGCUUGUAUCCAAUCCUUCAAUAAUUUUUAUGGAUGAACCUACAUCUGGUUUGGAUGCCCGAGCUACUGCUGUAGUUAUGCGUGCAGUGAAGAAUGCUGUUGGCACUGGUAGGACCACAGUUUGCACCAUACAUCAGCCAAGCAUCGAUAUAUUUGAAACUUUUGAUGAGUUGAUUCUAAUGAAAUCUGGAGGCAAGAUCAUUUAUAAUGGAAUGCUAGGCCAUCAUUCAAAUAGACUGAUUGAAUAUUUUCAGAGUAUACCGGGAGUUCCAAAGAUCAAGGACAAUUAUAAUCCUGCAACCUGGAUGUUGGAAGCUACUUCUGCAUCUGUAGAUGAAGAGGUCUCUACAUUAAGGGACGAGUUUCAAGAUAAGAUUGAUAGAUUGCAAAAUGCUUUUAAGAUCGUAAUACAACAAUGCAAUCCUCAAAUUAAUAUAGAGUCAAUUAAAGAUUUGUUAGGAUUAUCUCAUGGAGAUGCUAAUAGUUCCCCAAAGGAUAUAAGACCGCAAAUGCAUUCAUCUACAUCAACUCAUGCUCCAUGUCAUGGAAAGCAAUGUAUCAAUGAAGAUGUUGAAAAGGACGAUAUAAAUGAUGAAAUUCAAGAGGACGACAUAAAUGAUAAAAUUCAAGACGACGACCUAAAUGAUAAAAUUCAAGAGGACGACGUAGAUGACGAAUUUCAAGAGGACGACAUAGAUCUAGAUGAUGAAUUUCAAGAGGAGGAUAUAGAUGGUGAAUUUCAAGAGGACGACGUAGAUGAAGAAUUUAUGGAGGAUGACAUAUCUAACGAAUUUCAAGAGGACGAUCUGGAUGCUUUACUCCUAGAAGACAAACUUGAAUGA